Molecule: messenger RNA, 1364 nt
Organism: Dreissena polymorpha
Lineage: Eukaryota; Metazoa; Mollusca; Bivalvia; Myida; Dreissenidae
Exons: 9
Coding region: 517-1140 (207 amino acids)
Source: RefSeq, a predicted model, not a curated record
GCAGUGGAAACUCAUAACAUCGCGGAGGUCAAAAUUGCUGUGCCUCUGCAGGUCAAGAUAAAUGCUACCUUCUCAGAAGAAUGUACUAAACCUACGUCGGAAACAUUUAAAGAAUAUACAGAAAAAUUCCAAAAAGCGCUGACAGAAAAGUUCAAGACUAUCAAAGGAUUCCAAUACGUUCUUGUCAAAAAUUUCACAAAGGGUAGUGUCGUUUGCAACUACGACGUCGUGUUUCAAGGAACUAACCUUACUGCAGAAGCGGAGAAAAAAGAUGAAGGUGUUGUCAUAAACGUCACUGUAGGUGACACCAUUUACCCACUGGAAAUCAAUGAGAGACAAAUCAAUGUCAUUUUCAGAAAAGUUGCACAAAACUUGGGAUGCCAGUAUGUUCUGAGCCCAUGUAGUAAGGAAUACGAGAAAAGGUGUGGUUCAGGCAACGUAUGGUGCGUUCGUCUAUGUAAUCAGCCCGAUGCAAUCAAUUGUGGUGAUCACGGUUCUUGCGUUUACGAUCAUGGAAUGCAGUCAACCGCGUGCAGAUAUAUCGAGAGCGACACCCAUGUCUUCAGUGGUAAAUUUUGCGAAGUGAGGGUUGCAAAAAAUAAGCAAGCAUCGGUGGAGAAACUUCAGCUAGAGUCCAAGUAUAUCGUUGCCAUAGCAACAAGCGUGAGCGGGGUUAUAAUGAUCGCUGCGGUGGUGGCUAUCGUGUGCUUGGUCUACAGGCUGAGGAGAAUGGCGGCGAAGGAUGGCGAUGAAAGUGAAGAGGACAUAGGGCUUGAUAAUCUGAGUAGAUUCAGUCGGACACCCUCCGAGAACAGUUACGAGAGGUUGAGAGGGCAGCGUACAACAAAACAGGCGAAUUCAAACGUCUCAAUUGGUCACUUCGGCAGGUCAGAGGUCAAACGGGUAGUGGAUGGUGUACAACACAAAGUGACAAAGGACGAAAAGGGAAUUGAGUUGUAUAUUUACCAACCAUGUGAUCUCGGUCGGCAGCGUCAAUCAUCCGUGUACACGUCUUUGUCAGAGGACAACCAACGCAGAACGGAAGUAACGUGUACGACUAUAUUGAUACCGAAACUAAGUAUCAAAUCCGCCGACCAAACGUCAGCAUCCGAGCCAUUCGCACCUGAGAACAUGCCGUAAAUGGUUUUGAAAACGAACGUAAAAAUAAGGGACACAUUUACGAAACCGCAUUGAUUUUUUAAUGAUUUUGAAUAACUUUAACGUUCAAAGGUGUAUAAAGGCAUAAUAAAUGAAAAUAAGUGAUCAUCCUCUUAAUUUAGGGUUUCACACAAUUCACAUAAGAUAUGAUAUUAAUAUAUUGUUUAUUCAAAUGUAUCAUUUAUGUUUUUGUGUGCGUGUAUUUU